Messenger RNA from Orycteropus afer afer, 2553 nucleotides. RefSeq names its product phospholipase A2 group IVF (gene PLA2G4F). Gene Ontology annotation, molecular function: calcium ion binding; calcium-dependent phospholipid binding. Gene Ontology annotation, cellular component: cytosol. The record is from RefSeq and is a predicted model, not a curated record. Lineage: Eukaryota; Metazoa; Chordata; Mammalia; Tubulidentata; Orycteropodidae. Bases 1 to 2553 code for a protein of 850 amino acids. Gene Ontology annotation, biological process: glycerophospholipid catabolic process. The transcript has 20 exons.
AUGCUCUGGGCACUCUGGCCAGGAUGGUUGGCAGGCAGGGGGCUGCCCCUCCUGGGGGCGGUGCUACUGCAGAAGAGAGAGAAGAGGGGACCUCCGUGGAGGCGCUGGCGGUGGGAAACACACCCAUACUAUGACCUCCAGGUGAAGGUGCUGAGGGCCAGGAAUAUCCAGGGCACAGACCUGCUUUCCAAAGCCGACUGCUACGUGCAAUUGUGGCUGCCCACAGCAUCUCCCAGCCCUGCCCAGACAAAGAUGGUGGCCAACUGCAAUGACCCUGAGUGGAACGAGAUCUUCCAGUACCAGAUCCAUGGUGCUGUGAAGAAUGUCCUGGAGCUCACCCUCUAUGACAAGGAUGUUCUGGGCAGUGACCCACUCUCCUUGCUUCUGUUUGACCUGAGGAGCCUCAAGCUUGGCCAACCCCAUAGGCACACCUUCCUACUCAACAAGCAGGAUUCACAAGAGCUGCAAGUGGAAUUUGUUCUGGAGGAGAGCCAGGUACCUGCCUCUGAAAUCAUCACCAAUGGAGUCCUGGUAGCUCAGCCUUGUCUGAGAAUCCAGGGUACCCUCGGGAGACAUGAGACAGCCCCACAUCGAGAGUACGGCCAUCGACAGAUCCAGCUAGCAGUGCCUGGAGCCUAUGAGAAGCCACAGCUCUUGCCCCUGCAGCCUCCUGUGGAGCUGGGUUUCCCGCCCACCUUUACCUUCCACGUGAACCCAGUGCUAAGCUCCAAGCUGGAUGUGGAGCUGAGAGAGAAACUCAUGGUCUUGCAGAGCGGCCCAAGUGUUGAACUGGAGACCCAGACCAGCAAACUGGGAGAGGGAGGCAUCCUGCUCUCCUCUUUGCCCCUAGGCCAGGAGGAACAGUGCUUUGUGACCUUGGGGGAGGAUCAGGAGGUGGCUCUGAAUGUGAAGGCAGAAAUGAGCUCUGGAGACCUUGACCUGCGCCUUGGCUUUGACCUCUGUGACGGAGAGCAGGAGUUUCUAGACAAGAGGAAACAGAUUGUGUCCAAGGGCCUGCAGAAAGUGCUGGGAUUGAGUGAGGCUCCAGACAGUGACCAGGUACCUGUGGUGGCUGUGCUGGGUUCUGGGGGUGGAACCCGAGCCAUGUCUUCCCUGUACGGCAGCUUGGCAGGACUGCAGGAGCUGGGCCUCCUGGACACUGUGACCUACCUGGGUGGUGUCUCUGGGUCCACCUGGUGCAUUUCCACACUCUACAGCAACCCAGCCUGGUCCCAGGUGGCCUUGCAGGGCCCCAUUGAGCGUGCCCAAGCCCGAGCCUGCAGCAGCAAGAUGGGGGCAGUGUCCACAGAACGGCUACAAUACUACGCCCAGGAACUGGGGGCCCGGGAAAGAAGCGGCCACAGAGUUUCCCUCAUAGACCUGUGGGGCCUCCUUGUGGAGUACUUCCUGUACCAGGAGGAGAACCCAGCCAAGCUGUCUGACCAACAGGAGGCAGUCAGCCAGGGUCAGAACCCUUACCCCAUUUAUGCCAGUGUUAAUGUCCGCACCAACAUCAGUGGGGAAGAUUUUGCAGAGUGGUGUGAGUUCACCCCCUAUGAGGUCGGCUUCCCCAAGUACGGGGCUUAUGUCCCCACCGAGCUCUUUGGCUCUGAGUUCUUCCUGGGGAGGCUGAGGCAGCUUCGUCCUGAGCCCCGGAUCUGCUACCUGCAGGGUGUGUGGGGCAGUGCUUUUGCGGCCAGCCUGGAUGAGAUAUUCCUGAAGACUGCUGGCUCGGGCCUCAGUUUCCUGGACUCAUACAGGGGCAGUGUAAACAUCACUGAUGACUGCCAGAAGCUCCGGCUGCACGACCCCUCGAGACUGUGUACGAGACUCUUCACCCCCCAGGGGCCCUUCUCCCAGGCUGUCCUGGACAUAUUUACCUCCCGCUUUACCUCCGCGGAGAACUUUAACUUCAUCCAGGGCCUCUGUCUGCACAAGGACUACAUGGCUGGCAGGGAGUUUGUGGCUUGGAAAGACUCACACCCGGACGCCUUCCCCAACCAGCUCACUCCCAUGGGCGACUGCCUAUACCUUGUGGAUGGAGGGUUUGCCAUCAACUCUCCAUUCCCACUAACUCUGCUGCCUCAGAGAGCUGUGGACCUCAUCCUGUCCUUUGACUACUCCUUGGAAGCUCCUUUUGAGAUCUUACAAAUGACAGAGAAGUACUGCCUGGACCGGGGAAUCCCCUUCCCUAAGAUUGAGGUGCCCCUGGAGGACCUGGAGGAACCUCGUGAGUGCUAUUUGUUUACUGAGGCUGAGGAUCCCCGCUCACCCAUCGUGCUGCACUUCCCCCUUGUCAAUCAUAGCUUUCGCACAUACCUGGCCCCAGGUGUGGAGCGGCAAACAGCUGAGGAGAAGGCUUUUGGGGACUUUGUCAUCAAUGGGCCAGACACCCCUUAUGGCAUGACAAACUUCACCUAUGAGCCAGAGGAGUUUGCUCGGCUGGUGGCCCUGAGUCGAUACAACGUCGUGAAUAAUGCAGAGAUCGUGAGGCAGGCCCUCCAGCUGGCUCUGGACCGGCGGCAGCAGGCUGGGGAGAAGCCUGGGAGCUGA